Molecule: messenger RNA, 1588 nt
Organism: Vigna umbellata (rice bean)
Lineage: Eukaryota; Viridiplantae; Streptophyta; Magnoliopsida; Fabales; Fabaceae
Source: RefSeq, a predicted model, not a curated record
ACUUUCUCCUGAAGCGGUUGUCUUCUUCUUCUUCUUUCCAUUACCAACUUUCAUUCAGCAAAUAUUCGGGAAACCAGACACGCUCAAGCCAAAAUCAUUUGUUAUACACAACUCAAAAAAACACAGACACUGUUCUUAUACUCAUCACAUAAACUUCCAAAGCAAAAGCCAAAGAGUGAAAAGAGUUAGUUGAAUUAGUUGUUUAUGAGCAUGGAAGCUGAUGCUACUACCACUUCACAGUUACCACUAGCCGACACAGACAUCAACUGGGACAGGUUGGACAAAACCAAGUUCCACGUCAUCGGUGCCGUUCUCUUCACGGCUCAAUCAGGCCUGCUUCAUCCAACGGCGGUGGUGAAGACACGAAUGCAAGUGGCGGGGUCGGAGUCCUGGCACCUGCGAGGAGGAACGUCGGUGCUGGCCCAAAUUCUGAGGAGCGAUGGCGUUUCGGGAAUCUUCAGAGGCUUCGGCACUUCCGCCAUUGGUUCAAUCCCCGGUAGGGUUCUGGCGCUCACCUCUCUCGAGGUCUCCAAAGACAUUAUCUUGAAACACACGCAAGCCGCUCGCAUUCCAGAAGCUUCUCGUGUUGGCCUCGCUAACGCAUUCGCUGGCAUGAUCUCUAACUUGGUUUCCUGCGUCUACUUCGUGCCCUUGGAUGUGAUUUGUCAGAGGUUGAUGGUGCAGGGUCUUCCUGGGACAGCGUUCUGUAGAGGGCCGUUUGAUGUUGUUCGGAAAGUUGUGGAGAAUGAGGGGUUUCGUGGUCUGUACAGGGGUUUUGGAUUAACGGCGAUCACGCAGUCCCCUGCUUCUGCACUUUGGUGGGGUUCAUAUGCUGCCGCACAACACCUAAUUUGGAGAAGUUUGGGCUACAAAGAUGAUACGGGUAAAAAACCUUCACAUGUGGAAAUGGUUACAGUUCAGGCUAGUGCUGGGAUGGUGGCUGGUGCUUGUUCAUCUGUUAUCACUACUCCCAUAGAUACUGUGAAAACACGUCUUCAGGUGAUGGACAACUAUGGCUCUGAAAGACCAUCAGUACUGAAGACAGCAAAGAUUCUCCUUAAGGAAGAUGGAUGGUGGGGAUUUUACAGGGGCUUUGGACCAAGAUUUUUGAAUAUGUCACUUUAUGGAACAACCAUGAUUGUUACUUACGAACUGAUAAGUAUGUCACCUCUUGCUUAUUUAUUUUGGCACCAUAUGAACCUCCUCUUUUAGUUAAGUUAAGCCUUCUUUAAUUUCUCAUUUUAACCCCUUUUGGCAGAGAGAUUAUCGGUUCAAUCAAGUUUGAGGUCUUUUACGUAGUAGCAACUUACUGCAAGAGCAUCUCUACCUUCUGUGGAGGGACAGCAUAUUGAUGAAUCCCGUCAACCUCAAGCUCUAUAUGACGCAGUGGUGCAAAGCCUGUGGAUUCUUUUCUACAUUUUUAUUCAACUUCUUCUUUUAGGUGUUUAAACAGAAAUUCUUGUUACUUUCUUGAGCAUUGGGGUAGGUUGGAAUGUGGAGAAUUGUUGUUUUUCACUUUAUUCUUCAUUCCAAUGGCUUUACAUGUAGAAUAAGUUUAGAAGAGUCUCCCUUACAUUGCUUUUUAUAU